Molecule: messenger RNA, 1272 nt
Organism: Arthroderma uncinatum
Lineage: Eukaryota; Fungi; Ascomycota; Eurotiomycetes; Onygenales; Arthrodermataceae
Exons: 1
Coding region: 1-1272 (423 amino acids)
Cellular component (GO): mitochondrial matrix
Molecular function (GO): protein binding
Source: RefSeq, a predicted model, not a curated record
AUGGUGCGAGGGUUCCCGUCGAGCCCUCUUUGCGGGCGAUGUCUACUGCAGACUCGUCGCCAGCUUUCUCUUAACCAGAUACGCCACAGCCAUUCGAAUCCUCCACCACCACCCCAGUCCGGCUAUUCACGUCUCACCAAUCGAUCCCUCAUCUCCCUCUCCGGCAUCGAUAGCACGAGUUUCCUCCAGGGCCUAAUAACGCAAAAUCUUGCUGUGCCGAAGAACUCUCCACCCGUGACCUCCCCAUUCUACGCAGCGUUCCUUAAUUCCCAGGGCAGAAUCCUAAACGAUGUCUUCAUUUAUCCGUCCCAUGCGGCCAAUUCGGCGUCUUCAGGUGAAUUGGAAAUGGAAUAUUUAAUUGAGGUUGACAAGGAGCACGCCGCAAGCUUGCUGAAACAUUUCAAGAGGCACAAGCUUCGUUCGAAGUUGAAAUUUCGGGCGCUUGAUGAAGGGGAGCGAAGUGUUUGGGCGCUAUGGGAUGAAGGAAACGUAUCUACCUGGCAAGGAGGCGAGGCUAUUGGAGAAAACAAUGCCAUUGCAUGCCUGGAUAAUCGAGCGCCAGGAAUGGGACACAGGCUUAUUGCCAGUGGGGACGAAUUGCAGGCACCGAUCAAGGAAGUUCUUCCUGGUGACGAGGCGUCAAUGCAAACAUAUACCUUACGUCGAAUACUACACGGCGUUGCGGAGGGACAGGCUGAGAUGGUUCGAGAAUCAGCCCUACCGAUGGAUAGUAAUGUUGAUAUCAUGAAUGGCAUUGACUUCCACAAGGGCUGCUAUGUGGGCCAAGAACUAACCAUCCGUACGCACCAUAGGGGUGUAGUACGCAAGCGAAUCCUGCCUGUUCAACUUUACGGCCCUGACCAAGCGUUGCCGAAUUCAGAUGGCCCAGUCUAUAUUCCGGAUACCAACCUGCUUUUACCACCCGCCGGAGUUGAAGCCAAUAUUUCUAAGGUUGGCGCAAGGAAGGGUAGAAGCGCUGGAAAAUUCCUAACAGGAAUUGGAAAUGUUGGGUUGGCUGUGUGCCGACUAGAGAUGAUGACUGAUGUUGCCCUGACUGGAGAGUCGACUCAGUAUGAUGCUAGCCAUGAGUUCAAGAUUUCUUGGGACGCCACUGAGGGUGAAGGCGUUGAGGAUGGGGGUGAGACUAAGGUCAAGGCCUUUAUCCCCCCAUGGAUAAGGGAAUAUAUUGUUAGCGGAGGUGCACGGCAUCGCCAGCCGAGAGGGCAGAAGAAGUCCGAUAAAGAUAUGGAGGAGGUGGAAGAGCAAGGUUAG